AUGGCUGCUCAAGCAAACUUACCUCAGAUGAAAUCGAUCUGGAUCGAUGAAGACCAGGAGGCUGAAAAGCUGUAUGGGCUGCAAGCACAGCAUUUAAUGGACUCUGACGACGAAGAGCAGGUUGAUGUUGUAAUGAUUAAUAGUGACAGACCGGUUCUGAACAAUAAGAAGAAAAUUGAUCUACCACCUCUAAUUCCAACUGCGUAUAAACGCACUGUCAAGAAAGUAACAGUUAAGUCGCAGGAUCAAAACGUUCUCGAAAUCAAGGGAAACAAGCUACUAAAAUUCUUUAAGUCAAAGCAGUCUCGCCAAUCAUCGAAGCAGACCAAAAUUUCUGUUCCAUUCAACUUCCAGCACAUUUCCCAUGCGGAUGUCAAAAGUAUGCUUGACGAUGAUAUUCCCGAAGAUAACAACGAAAUCAAAGAGCUAGACAAUUGCAACUUAGACAAAGCCUUUGUAACUGAAAGACUGCCUCAGAUUUCCGAUAAUCGCAAAAGAGAGAAGUCUUUCAGUUCUAAGUCCUCGAUUGAACGUCGUUCUAUUUCUAUUUCAUCUUCUCAAUACUCUAAUAUGAGCGGGCGGAUAGUUUCAACAUCGACGAUGGCUACUUCCGUACUUGAGGAAGGUAAUCGUUCAUUGAGCAAAUUGAACAAUUUAGAAAAGAUGCACCUCAAGCAUAGAUACAACAAAUCGGAGUCCAGUAGUAUAUCUGUUGAUUUCUUGAAGAAUUACCAAUUUCCAACCGUGUUGGAAGAUGCUUCGUUACUUGAAUUCAAGACGCCGGAUAUGUCGAAAGAGAAGAUAGACAGAUUUGUAUGGGAAUCACCAGAAAACACGGCAGAACUUCUUGAAACAAUGAUAGGAAACGACUGUUCUAAGGUAACCAAAAUGUUGUCUAGAAGAAAGUCAGACUCUCAACUUAUUGUGACACCCGUUGUGGAUCAGAAUUCAUCUUUCUUGGAUACUCCAAGGACUAGGAGAUCUGUCGAUGACGUACUUCUCUGCUAUCAUCAAACAAGUGAGACGAGCUCUCAUGUCCGUGGAUCAAGCGAGUUUUCAUUUGAAGACAACUCGAGUACCGUCCAACAUCCACUUUCCAAGUGGGAUAAAGAUACUGAAACUUUUAUGGUAUGA
Lachancea fermentati is the source of this 1134-nucleotide messenger RNA. The record is from the annotation of a GenBank genome assembly. Lineage: Eukaryota; Fungi; Ascomycota; Saccharomycetes; Saccharomycetales; Saccharomycetaceae.